Messenger RNA from Drosophila mojavensis, 1995 nucleotides. Its product is annotated as tyrosine-protein kinase RYK. Lineage: Eukaryota; Metazoa; Arthropoda; Insecta; Diptera; Drosophilidae. The record is from RefSeq and is a predicted model, not a curated record. The coding region runs from base 839 to 1813 and encodes 324 amino acids. The transcript has 7 exons.
UUCAACAGGACGCAGCUGCUGGCCAGCCGGACAACCAGUCGAGCAGACGACACAAAAAGGCCACCAGGACAAGCUAGCCAGGCUGGACACAUGCUCGAUACUAGCAACUGCCACUGGCACUGGGCGAGACGUUGCCAACGUGACGAGCUAAGCCACCAGCAGGAGUAGCAGUUGGUCAAGAAAGAAGCAGCCACAGAAGAGGGUAGAAGCUGGCCAAUAAAAAAGCUAACGAAAUUCGUACAGAGUCAGAGUCAGAUGCGAAAAUGCUGAUGGCGCUUGCAGUCGACAGCCGAAUUCAGCAACAACAACAACAACUGCAACAACAACAACAACAGCAACAGACGCAACCGCAACAAAAACAAAACUGGAAAAGUUGAGCAGGGACAGAGGCUGCAGCGGCUGAAAAGUUCCAAAAUUUACCAGACACAAAUUUCGUAGAGCUCUGCUCGGCGUCGCUCGUCGCUUUGUGGUUGCAUCCGGAACUGUUAGCAGCAGUUGCCAUAGACGUAGCCGUUGCCGUAGCCGGAAUUUGAUUUUAACGCAUCUUUUAGAGCCGCGUCGCCUGUUUGCCAACUGGCAGCAACUGCUAACUGGCAGCUGGCAACCAAAUCAGAACUGAAAGGAAAAGUCUCGUCUGUGCCUGCGGAACGCUUCAAUGGACACACAUUGAAAUUGGCUGCCACAAAGCCAGAGGGGAGCUCCACGCCCCCUGAAAUGAGCGCCAAUUGCGGCGUCACAUGCACUGACAAGUUAUUAACUGCACAUAUCCCAGGCAGAUAAGCAUCUCCCGCAAAAUAACACCGACAAGAGCAGCGAGGAGGAGCUCCUACUGCUCAUCAUGGCCAACUGCAACAGCUGCUGCCUGCUGCUGCAGCUCCUCUGGACAGCGCUGCUCUCCUGGCAGUUGCCUCCGGUCAGCGGAUAUCUCAACAUUUUCAUCAGUCACCACGAAGUGAUGAAGCUGAUGGGGCUGGAGGCGGAUUUGUUCUACGUGCACGAGGGAGCCAUUAACACAUACGCGAUGCACUUCACCGUUCCCGUCCCGGCAGAUGUUCACGAGCUGGAGUUCUCCUGGCAGAGUCUCAUCAGCUACCCGCUGCGCUAUACAAUCAGCAUCGAGUACGCCACCGACCAGGACGCACUGGGCACACCCACGCUGAGCAUUCCCCACAAGGGCAUAGUGCCGCAGGAGAUCGAGUCGUUCCUGGUGUACCUCCCGUGCACGGGAAACGUGAGCCUCCAACUGCCGGUCAAUGUCAACAUGGUGGUACAAGGACCUCCCCGGUUUAACGACACCCGACUCCACUUCAAGCGCAACAAGAUCUGUGCCAAGGGCAUCUCCCCAGAACCGAAUCAGUCACCUGCGCCUGCCCACGCCCCCUCCCAGGGACCGGCUCUGAUGAGCGCCGCGGCCUGUGCCUUGGGCCUAGUCCUGGCCGUAGGCCUCGUGGCUAGCAUGAUGUAUGUUCGGGCUCGCAAGCAGCUACGCCAGGAUUCGCUACACACCAGCUUCACUACAGCGGGUUAUGGCAGCCAUCAGAACGUGUUUAUCCGCCUUGAUCCUCUCGGACGACCGCCGAGUGCCACAGGCUCCUAUGCGACCAUUGCCAGCCUCAACAAGUAUCCAACGGAGACCAAAAAGUCCUGCAGCAUAUUCGACCGCUUCCGCAGCUCACCCACGCCCACACCCUACGCCACCGCCCUGCUGCCCAUGGGCGACCAGGCCGGCGAGACCAUUUACUCGAAACCAGAAUCGGUGUGUCCCUCGAGGAUUUCCUACUACGCCUCCUCGCAGCUAACCCAGCAGUUGUGAUCGAUGCUGCAUUUGCAGCAAGUUGGCAUCCCCGCCAAUUGAAAAAGAUGAAACAUAUUAACGGCAGCGCGAAUGGGGUGGAAAACGGAAUGCAAAAGAACGCGACGCUUGUGUUUGUUAGCUGGCGUUUCACAAGAAAAAAUAAAGUAAGCUGCGCUGCGUACAAUUUGAAUUAAUUAAUA